AUGCAACUGAAUGACUGCGUGGACCUACUUUUUCAAGAACGAUGCGAAUCUUUCACAGUACAGGUCAUACAGUACCGACCCGUUACACACCUUGCCGGGGGUCGUGGUGGUGGUAGUGGUUGUGAUGGAAGCCUCCCGACACAGCACCAGAAAAAAAGACAGAAGUGUGGUCGAGGUCCCUCCAGACCCCAACGGCUAGACGCGCUACGCGAAUGGCUGCUCUUUCUCAUCCGGUCGUCCAUCUGCAAGGGUCAUCUCAGAAUAGCAAAUACGGCCAUCAGUUCCAAUUCCAACACCCCCUCCUUUCUUAGCCCUUUUGACCUCGAUCUUUCGACUCUGGUCCUGUCUCUACCAAAGCGUGUCCCAAUAUUCCUCGCAACUACUCGCCGGUUGGCAGCCUUGGCCUUGCUCCUUGCUUCUUUCUAUCUGUCUCGCCUAUCGUGCCCUUUCCGAUUCUCCAUCUCCAGUGUCUUUCUUUCUCCUCUUUCUCGCGCUUAA
Colletotrichum higginsianum IMI 349063 is the source of this 498-nucleotide messenger RNA. RefSeq lists its product as uncharacterized. Lineage: Eukaryota; Fungi; Ascomycota; Sordariomycetes; Glomerellales; Glomerellaceae. Bases 1 to 498 code for a protein of 165 amino acids. The record is from RefSeq and is a predicted model, not a curated record. The transcript is spliced from 2 exons.